GCUGGUUCGCGAACGGCGUGGGAGCCCGACACGCUAAUCAGGAUGAUCACUGACGUGCAGCUCACCAUCUUCGCCAACAUGAUGGGUGUGUCACUCUUCCUGCUUGUCGUUCUCUACCACUACAUGACCUUCAACAACCCCAAGAAGCAGGAGUGACAGUGACGCUGCCCCAGGGCUCCAGAACAUUGUCUGAGGCAAGAUGGAGGGCAUGAGGGUCCCUCACACUUCACUUCAUCCCUCCUACCCAUCACCACAUACAAAAAGCAACUACACCUGAAUUUUUCCAAACAACAUUUAUUUCCUCAGAGUCUUCCUUAACCCUAUGGAAUGAGAAGCUGCCACGUAGUAGGGCCCAGU
Molecule: messenger RNA, 357 nt
Organism: Sorex fumeus (smoky shrew)
Lineage: Eukaryota; Metazoa; Chordata; Mammalia; Eulipotyphla; Soricidae
Product: dolichyl-diphosphooligosaccharide--protein glycosyltransferase subunit 4-like
Exons: 1
Coding region: 43-156 (37 amino acids)
Cellular component (GO): oligosaccharyltransferase complex
Source: RefSeq, a predicted model, not a curated record